This is a messenger RNA of Penicillium lagena, 2310 nucleotides long. RefSeq names its product GNAT family N-acetyltransferase. NCBI's taxonomy places the organism in Eukaryota, Fungi, Ascomycota, Eurotiomycetes, Eurotiales, Aspergillaceae. The coding region runs from base 1 to 2310 and encodes 769 amino acids. The transcript has a single exon. The record is from RefSeq and is a predicted model, not a curated record.
AUGGUUGGCCAUCAGCCAAAGACCAGUGGCGGCCAUCCACUUGGCGGCUAUCGCUUGAUCAUAAACCAGGCGCAGGAACUCGAGGCGCCAAAGACCAGUGGCCCCCCGAAGACGAGUGGUAGCCAACCACCUGGUAAUUUUCGCUUGAUCACUAGCCAGCUGCAGGAACUCGAGACGCCGAAGACCAAUGGCGGCCAUUUACCUGAAAAAUCUCGUUUGACCACCAGCCAGCUGCAGGAACUCCAGAUGCAGAAAUCCGAAGAAGAAAGAGAGUCUAUCCCUGGUAUACCCGCGAUCGAAACAAGCAUGCCUUGGGAGAUGGUGCCCAAGGUUCUAGCUCAUGAUUUGUCGCGGGACAAGAACCAACGCGCCGCUGAUGCCCGCAGCAGCCUGCCUGCUUGGAGCGGACAGCGCACCGGCGCUCAUGACCCCAACCCGUUUGUUAAUGAUGGAAAUCGGGACGUGAAGAGCCCACCUGGCUCUGCCCUCUAUAUUCCGCCUGCGAAUGCGCCGAGUGGUGGAAAUAUGAACCCUUUUGCCGGUCCUUCGGCGAAGAACAUGAACCCUAGUCAAAUCACCCCCAGCGACCUGACUGGAGUUCCUCUUGGGGACACCGUUGCUACGGGAGGCACUGGGCCGUUGGGACCACAGGACUGCCCCUGGGACAACUAUGAUGAGAAGUUUGCGGGCCCUAAGGUGGAGAUUCGUCGGAACAACAUCAUCAUCACGGACCAGACUCGGCGCACUGACAGCGCUGGCAAUGACAUUUGCACUGAGAAGGGUCUCCUCACUGCUCUGCGAACCGGCACGAUGACCGAAGUGGAGGUCAAGGCUCACAUCAAGCAGCUUCAGCAGCCGAUCAUCGAUGAAGCGCGCCUGCAUGUUUUCCACCGGAUGCAGGAGCCUUGCGGCGCUUGCACCGAGGCGCUCCCCAGCGUCCGCACCGGUCCUGGCACCGACUUGAACGAAGAACUUUACCACAUGCUUGGUGCUGCGCGGUACGCGCACGGAGUUGAAGCUCCCGAGGUGUGGGCUGAGAAUCCGCCCGACGUGAUCCCCGGUUUUGGGUAUGAAGAGGUCGACCCGGACGUGAAUUGGAAGAAGGUCCGACAGGGAACCGCCAUGUUCUAUGCUCAGUGGGAUCGAUACGACGAGUCUGCGCGCGCAUGGCCCCAGCUUGUGGAGGGAAAAGUUUCGUUGACCGCUGGACGCCAGAAGGGCAUCAUGUAUGAACCUCUACCCUUCCCGCAUCUCCCCCAGACUCUUGGGUUCAGCGAGAUCGCCCCGGAGAACAGAGGACCGUGGACUGCGAAUUGGAACUUUUGCCCUUCCUACAACGGCGACCGCGAGGCCUUCUUUCGCGUGUUCUGGCGCUGGUUGGAGAUGAUUCCGGAGGAGUGCCAGGUUGUUGACAUCUACCACACCAGCUUUUUUGAUGGCACUGCCAGCUCGGACGGAGGCUUUUCAUUGUUCAUGCAGAACAUCAAGCAUUUGCCGACCCCUCGAGACAUGCAGGAGGAGCAGACCCGACUGCACUGGCACGAGACUGCCACGGGCUUCAUUCACAACUACAACUAUCAUCUCGCAAAGGAGAAGAAGGCCGAAGCAGCCAGAGAGAAGGAGCGACAGGAACAGGAUGAGCAGCGAGCUUUGGCUCUCAUGAAUUUGCGGGUUCCGAAGGCUGUUGAGGCAAAUGUGUAUCUGCGCCCUGCCGAGUUCAGCGACAUCCCCGGUCUGCAAUACCUUUUCAACUGGUACAUGGAGAACUCGCCUAUCAGCCCCGAGAAGCAUCCUCUCGCAGAGGCCGAUAUUCGGAGCCUGAUUGAUGGCGCACGUACCACCCUGCUGCCGUUCAUUGUCGCUGUUCAGCGCCAUUGCCGCAACAACCCCAAGAAAGACCGAGCUUCGACGGAGAAGAUCCUGGGCUAUGCUUUCGUUAAGCAUUUCAACGAGAGCAACAGCGCCAACAGCAACAUUGGUGAGAUGCGCGUGUUCGUUGAUCAUAACCACAAGAAACAGCACCUUGGUCGCGCUCUGGUUGACCGAAUCCUGAUGACUGUGGACGUCACGCACCAUGGUUCGGGAGGCCAUGAUUUCCAGCCUGGCGAGCACUAUCGCUCGCUGCACGCAACCCGUCCAUUCACCACCAUGAUUUGCGCCAUUGCCUACCCGGCCGACAAGGAGGCCAACUACACCUGGACCAAGCAGUGGUUGAUUCGCGAGUUCGAUUUCCAAGUGCAGGGCGUUAUGAAGGGGGCGAGACUGAAGCUGGGUGACCUGUAUGUUUUCUUCCACCCUCCAAAAUCAUGA